Harpia harpyja (harpy eagle) is the source of this 3520-nucleotide messenger RNA. It is a transcript of the gene BORA, whose product is annotated as BORA aurora kinase A activator. The transcript is spliced from 12 exons. Gene Ontology annotation, molecular function: protein kinase binding. The record is from RefSeq and is a predicted model, not a curated record. Gene Ontology annotation, biological process: activation of protein kinase activity; regulation of mitotic spindle organization; regulation of mitotic nuclear division. Lineage: Eukaryota; Metazoa; Chordata; Aves; Accipitriformes; Accipitridae. The coding region runs from base 761 to 2644 and encodes 627 amino acids. Gene Ontology annotation, cellular component: cytoplasm; nucleus.
GCUGGUUUUAGCGCCUGAGCGAAGCGGGCCCUUUCUGAAGGGGGCCUUAUUGCUUCCCGGCCGUGCGGGCGGCACCGGGCGUCUGCCCCGCGGCCGGCAGGGCUGCCUCCCGGGCUCUGGGAAGCUUCUGGGGCCGUCCGGUGCGGAGGAGGGCAGGGUCGCCGGCAGCCCCGGCUCGCCGUGGUGGCUGGGGCUCCGCGUCUCCUUCCGUGCUUGCUGCUUGGCUUGUGGGUGACGCGGGGCUGGCUGGCGCUGAGGGGCACCCGGGGAGACCGGCCCUGGGCUACCCCGCCUUCCAGUAAUUCCUCUUUGUUUCUGAAGCGCUUGAGUGCCAGCGUUCGGUAUGUGAGCUGUCCUCCAGGAAUAUAUUUGGCUUCAUCGCCGUUUUGUUUCUUCCGGUGGUUUUGGUGGUGGCGGCUGGUUUUUUGUUUGUUUUUUGGGGUUUUUUUAAUCGCCUUUAAUCGUCCUUUUAGUCGCCUUUAAUUGUCCUUUCUUGUUUCGUUUUCAUAGGUUCUGUUUAUUUUUAGUUGUUCAUCAUACCAGCCUUAUUGAUCAGCUUCACAUGUCAGUAGGUCCAAGCCAAAGCGAACUGCGUUUUUGUUAGUCUUUUAAAUGUUUCUGGCUCCUUAAAAACGAUUGAUCAUCUCUUCCCAAAACCUUCAGGAUGACCCUAAAAAAGUCAAAAUUAUAAUUUCCUUUAUUUCCCCCCCCCCCUUCAUUUUUCCUCUCCCUCUCUCUUUUCCAGGUAUAGCUUAGUGUUAUGGGUGAUACAAAAGAAGCUAAAAUGCAGAUAACACCAGAAACUCCAGGACGAGUCACAGUCCUGAAUCCUUUUGAAAGUCCCAGUGAUUAUUAUACUCUUCAGGAGCAGAUUGUCUCCAGUCCUUCAGUCUUUAAAUCAACAAAAUCCUCAUCUACACCAGGAAAAUUUAGAUGGUCUAUUGAUCAGCUUGCUCUAAUAAAUCCUGUGGAAAUUGACUCGGAAGAUGUUCGACGCCAAGCAAUGUAUUUGAGUCAUGCUAGAAUUGAUAAGGAGAUGGAAGACAGAAGGCAAAAAGCCAUUGAGGAGUUUUUCACAAAAAGACUCAUAGUUCCUUCUCCUUGGACUGAACAUGAAGGCAAGCAGGUUUCUCAGUUUAAUUCAACUAAAUCCAUAGAUCUAAAUUACAUUUCUCCAAUUAGAAGACAGCUAACUUUGCAUCCUGGGAAGAGCAAUGCUGCUUGUCAGACAGUACUGUCUUUGCCAGUGGAUUUUAAUUUAGAGAAAAUACUAGGUGAAUAUUUUAGAACUGAUGAAUUUGCAGAUCAGUCUCAGGAAAAUCUGAGCUCUUCAUCACUCAGAAGAAAGCUGUUUUUAGAAGAAAAUGGAAGUGUAUCUGAGUGUUUGUCCCCUUCUCUGCAUAGUCCAUGCAGUAGUCAGCCACUUGAAGUGCUUUGUUCAAUAGACAUAUCUCCAGUACGGUGCAGAAGCCCUCUGGAAACAUCUAGUUCAGGUCAGUUUUCGUCAAGUCCUAUUCAAGGAGGAACAAGGGCUUAUAGUCUGGGAAGUAUAACCAGUCCUACGUUUCCAGAGGGGUCUCCUGCACAUAAUGGUUCUCCUACUUUUUCACCAAUUGCUUUUCACAUCAGAAAGACACCACUGUCAGACCAAAGAAAAUUUACAUUUCGUUCUCCAGAUAUUCCUUCUUCCUCAAGUAGAAUGACACCCCCAAGUACAAGAAGUCCUUAUAUAGAUGGUUGUUCUCCAAUUAAAAAUUGUUCUCCUAUGAGGCUUGGAGCUUGUAGAGGAACUGCCCAGUAUCAGACUUCUGUCAUUAGAAUACCAAUUGCAGUUGAGAACCACGGUGUAGAUGAGAAAGACAAGGAAAAUGCUUCUCCAGCAGAAGCUCGGUUCCCAGAAAUGGAUAAUGGAAUAAACUUAUGUCAGCAAGAUGGUGAUACUUUUGCACAUGGUACACAUCUCGUGGUAGCAACUGUGUCUAUUGCACCAGAUCACUCAGAAGCUUGUUGUCAAAGGUUGUCAUCAUUUCAGGAUAUAGAAGGCUCAAAGGAAAAUAAUACCAUAGAUAUGGCUGAUGCAGCUGAAGUGUCAGAGGAAAACGCUUGGAUAAAAGAAACAAUUGGCAAUAGCAAUGCUCCAAUGACCAGCUUUAUGACGGGGAUUACUUUCAGUAUUGAAAACUCUCGCAUGUGCAUGUCACCUCUUGCAGAAAGCAGCGCAAUUCCUUGUGACAACAGUAGUAUUCAGGUGGACAGUGGUUAUAAUACACAGACUUGUGGAAGCAGCAUUAUGGAUGCUGCGGGGGCUGAAAACAGUUGCAGAGAAAAUGAUGUGAAUACUAACGUGUUUCAGAAUAAAUCUCAUCUCCUUAGAACAAAGGAGUGUACUGUUUUAAACCAUAAGGACAAUCAGUUGCUGAGAGCAAAAUCUCCAGAGAAGCAAUCCUGUUUCCAAAAAGCAAAACCACGCAGUACAGUAUUUGGUCAGAAUACAACUUGUAACAUUUCUGCCUGGAAACAUAAAAAUGAAAAUCAAGUUCAGGGUUUUCACAAAAAUGCAAGGAUAUCCAGUCCCAGGAUACUGGAUGGAUGUUCUGCUUCCCAUUCUGUUCCACAACCCACAGGAAAGCUUGUACCAAAGUGAUAGACUGUGGCUGAUGAGUAGCUAUUGGCACACUAAGCCUCAAACAGUUGGUCACACCUAAAUUCAAAGGCAACUGACAACACUUUUUAAAAAUCUGAAAAGGGGAGGUGCGAACAGAAUUGCACAGCAUGAAAAAGCAAUGCAUUAGACCUGAGACUUGGGUGCAAGAGUUUUGUAAGGUUCUAAAAGUUAUUUAUAGCCUUGCAUCUUUUCUGUUUCUCAUGAUACUUCUUUUUAACAACAGUCAAUUGAAAGGGUGAAUUUCAGAUUCCUGGACUGUACAAAGGAUUUAUUUUUGCAAGUGUGAUUACUAAAAAUACUAGUAAUGUUAAUGUAAAGGGGAAGAUGAAAAGCAGGGCGGUCCAAAUUAUGAUCUGUUUCUGAACGAUUUGGCGUGAUAUGUCUAAUUAAGAUUUGGUUUUAUUUUUUUAAUUAAAACUUUUGAUUCUUUAUAAUGAUAUGUUCAAUGAUCAGACCCUGUGUGAGUAUUUUCUUAAAGGUAAGGGAAAAGUAACAUCAGAAAUGGGUGAAUGUGAGAAGUAACUAAGGAUCCCCACUCAAAUAAAUUGCCUGUAUUUUCUGUCCCGUUUUUAUAGUCUUCAGUUAGAUGGGAAUUAUUUAUUUUAUGAAAAGGUGCCUAUUUUUUAUUAUGUUCGUAUAAUUGUUUUGUAGAGGAAACCUACUGUGCAAAUUAUCACGGAAAUCAUUUGACCAUUCUGUUUCUCUAGUUGUACUUAAUGCAUUGGUUGGUACACGUUGCAAGAAAUGGUCAUUGUUUACAUUAAAUUAAUUUUGGUAGUUUUAACGAGGGUCAUUUAACAUGUAUAAUUGUAAAUUGAGUAGUGAAAUAGAAUAAAGACAUCUCUUUCAUAACUA